Eruca vesicaria subsp. sativa (arugula) is the source of this 3291-nucleotide messenger RNA. The record is from the annotation of a GenBank genome assembly. Lineage: Eukaryota; Viridiplantae; Streptophyta; Magnoliopsida; Brassicales; Brassicaceae.
AAACCCGUCUCUUUCAUUUUUCCUCCUCUAUAACCCCGACACAGAUAAUCUCUCUCAAAAUUGAAGUUUCUAGGGUUUCUCAUUUCCGCGAAAACCUCCAAAUUCGUCUCCUGUGAUGGACGAAGACCCCGAGAUUCCCCACCAAACGAAUCUAAUCGAAGAUCCCAACUUGAUUCCAACCCCCUCUAGUGAUCCCAAUCUCGAUUCGUCGCUUACUAAUCCCAACGACGCCGUUUCUAGGGUUCCCGAGAGUGAGAGAUCGGAGAAAUCUGCUGACGAUGAUGAGGAAGAUGACGUCAGCGAAACAGAGCCUAGGGUUUCCGAGGUUAAAAGUCCGGAUAAUGAAUCCGAAGAUGAUGACGUGGCGUUCUCGGAAGAAAAGCUCCACACUUUAGAGAAACAACCUCUAACGGAUUACAAGUCUCUGUUAUCGGAGUUCGAUGAUUACGUGGCGAGCGAGAAGCUCGGCUCCGGGGUGUCGAGAGCGUUGAGUUACGGUUUCCGAGUUGGAGAUUUGGUUUGGGGGAAAGUAAAGUCUCAUCCUUGGUGGCCAGGUCACAUCUUCAACGAGGCUUUCGCGUCUCCCUCUGUUCGUCGCAUGAGGAGAGUGGAUCAUGUCCUCGUGGCGUUCUUCGGUGAUAGCAGUUACGGUUGGUUUGAUCCGGCUGAGCUUAUCCCCUUUGAGCCGCAUUUAGCUGAGAAGGCGCAUCAGACUUGUGCUAAGCAUUUUGUGAGGGCGGUGGAGGAGGCGGUGGACGAGGCGAGUAGGAGGUGUGCGCUUGGUUUGACUUGUAGAUGUCGGAAUCCGUUUAACUUUAGGGUGGUGGCUAGUGUUGAGGAUUACUUUUCUGUUGAUGUUCCGGAUUAUGAGGUUCAGGGGGUUUACUCUGGUGAGCAGAUUGUGAGAGCUAGGGAUGAGUUUUCGCCUGUUGAGGCUGUGUCGUUUGUGAAAGGGUUGGCUUUAGCGCCUCAGGAGUGUGGUGAUGGUGAUGAUGUUGAGAGUUUGGGGUUUUUGAAGAGGAAAGCUGUGGUUUUGGCUUUUAGGAAGGCUGUGUUUGAGGAGUUUGAUGAGACGUAUUCGCAGGCGUUUGGGAGUAAGUCUGUGCGCAGUUCGGUGACUUCGAAUGAAUCUCAUAGUAGAACACCCUCUAGAGCUCCCUUGAGUGGCCCGUUAGUCAUAGCAGAAACUCUAGGUGUACCGAAGAGCUCUAAAACAUCCACAAAGGUUAAGGAUUCGAAGAAACAAGACAAGUAUCUUCUCAAACGAAGAGAUGAAGCUGGUGAUAAGACAGUUCCAGUUAGCCAAGUUGAAGCAAGUUCAAGCAAGAGCAUUGGUGGAAGAGAGGCGCUUCAAAGUCCAAUGAAAGAUGAGCAGGCUGAGAUUGUGAGCAUGGAUUCCAACUCUUCAGGUGCAGAUAUUCCUGGGAAAGAAGGUUCUGUUCCAAAGCUCUCUCUUGAUGAAGAAAAGGAUGUAGCUGAAGAAUCAGCAGAGAAAACAGAAGUAGUAACUCCAGAGCAUGGGAAAUCUGAAGAUAUGGCGCCUCUUAAGCAAGAGGCUGGACCAGAUUCCGAAUCAGCUGGAAGUUCUCUCCAGCCUUUGAUUGAGUCUCCUCGAGGUUCUCAUACCUCAGCAUCUGAGGGGAAGAGUUCCACAGGAUCUCUAAUCAAAAAACUCAAAGUUACUAAACGCUCUUCAAGCGAAAUAGGCACUGAGAAUCCUCCUUCAGAGCCAGUAAAGAAAAAGAAAAAGUUGAAAGAGCCUAACACUAAUCUUCCGAGAAAGAGAAAGCAGUUAUUAUCUUCUGGGGAGCCUGGAGCCAAGAAAUUGUCACAGCUUAGUCUGGAUGCUGAUGUGCCGAAGCUAUUGGGUCAUCUGCAAGAUCUCUCUUUGGAUCCUCUCUCUGGUUCAUCAGUUGCUUCUUUUGGAGCUGCAAGGAAAUUCUUUCUCCGUUUCCGUUCACUUAAUUACCAGAAAAGCUUGUUACUAUCUUCAUCUGAUGCUACUACUAAUGCUAGAGACACAAACCUCUCAAAACCUGGCAAGACCUUGAACAGAACCGAAGACACAUCAAAAGCUGUAAGAAAACGUAUCUCUUCUGAUCGUGAAGAAGAAACCCCAUCAGCUACUAAGAAGCUGAAGAAAACUAAUCAGUUGAAACCAAUGGCUUCUGAGAAAAUGAUUAAACGAGAAGCAAAGGACAGUGUAAAACCAGUAAGUGCGGUUCAGGCAAGACUAUUAAAGCCUCAACCCGGGAAGAAAACAGCUCCAUCAGCAAAAGUGGAGGAACACACAAUGCUGGUCAUGAAGUUUCCACCAGGCACAUCUCUUCCUUCACCUGCACUGUUAAAAGCCAGGUUUGGUCGGUUCGGGCUGUUGGAUCAAUCAGCCAUCAGGGUUUUCUGGAAAUCAUCGACCUGUCGUGUUGUCUUCCUGUAUAAAGCCGAUGCACAGACUGCUUUUAGAUAUGCAACGGGAAACAACUCUCUCUUUGGAAACGUGAACGUAAGGUACUUUUUACGUGACGUGGAUGCUCCUAAAGCCGAGACUCAAGAACCAGAAAACGCAAAGGAAGACGAUGAGCCACAGAGCCAGUUGGUAGACCAAGCAUCGCCACGUCACCAACCGAAACUACCACCACCACCAAAGAGCAACCUCAAAUCCUGUCUGAAGAAACUGGGAGAUGACACUAGCAGUAACCGGCCAAGAGUCAAAUUCAUGUUAGAAGGUGAAGAGAACUCGAGUAAAGCAGCAACCAACGAGCCACCACCACAAUCCGCAACGAACUCGAAUAGAAACGAUGGACCUUCUUCAUCAUCUUUUGGUAUGGAAUUUGUUAGUAAGAAGUUUCAAAACGUUGUUCAUCAUCAUCAACAACAACAGCUUCCACCUCCUUCAACAUUGCCACCAAUUCUUCCUCUCCCUCCACAAUACUCAAAACCCAUUAAAACAGUUGAUCAUGUUGAACCACCACCUAUGCCAACACCACCUUCUAGAAGCUUCCCUGGCCCGAGCACAGCUGCUGUUGGUGCAGGAGACAUAUCUCACCAAAUGCUCAACCUUUUGUCAAAAUGCAGCGACGUUGUGGCUAACGUGAAGGGCUUGUUGGGCUAUGUUCCUUACCACCCAUUGUGAAAAAAAAAAAAAACAAAGCCCGUUGAGAGAGAUGAAAAGAAGUGUUGUUUUCUUUGUAUCCGUGUUUUUGGUUGAUAUAUUGUGUUAGAUAUUGAGUCGACUUUAUCAUUUGUUUCAGACAUGUAUUACAAUGGCUCUUUACAAUCUACCAUAUCCAU